Molecule: messenger RNA, 2874 nt
Organism: Topomyia yanbarensis
Lineage: Eukaryota; Metazoa; Arthropoda; Insecta; Diptera; Culicidae
Exons: 1
Coding region: 1-2874 (957 amino acids)
Biological process (GO): DNA integration
Molecular function (GO): nucleic acid binding
Source: RefSeq, a predicted model, not a curated record
AUGAUGAUGGUUGGUGCGAUUUGCCAAAACGAUUUGCUAGCAAUAGUUCUUGGAUUUCGCAUCCCCCAGUACGUUUUGACCGCUGACGUGGAAAAAAUGUAUCGGCAGAUUGACGUCGCAGAAUGCCAUACUCCGCUGCAAAGAAUCUUUUGGAGAAAGAAUUCCUGCGAUCCAUUACGAGUCUUGGAGCUCAAGACGGUUACGUAUGGCACAGCAUCGGCACCAUUUUUAGCCACUAGAACAUUGACACAACUGGCUGUCGACGAGAAGUUGCGAUACCCGGUAGCUGCAGAGAUCGUAAAUAAAUGCUUCUACGUAGAUAACGCGUUAUUUGGGUUCGAUGACAUAGAUGAAGCUAUUGAAGCACAAAGGCAGCUGAUCGAAAUGUUGAAGCACGGAGGGUUCCAUUUGCACAAGUGGUCAGCUAACAGCAAGGAGCUGAUGGAAAGGAUACCUGAAGAUGAUCGAGAAAAACUUGUUAGCAUUCACGAUUCUGGAGUUAAUGAAAUUAUCAAGACCUUGGGACUGAUGUGGAAACCAGAUAGCGACGAAUUACUUUACCUUUCUUUGCCAACAUCAGACAUCGAGCACCCAACGAAGAGACAAGUAUUAUCGCUACUUUCGACGAUGUUUGAUCCUCUGGGCUUAGCAGCUCCAGUAAUAGUUCUCGGAAAGCUUAUAAUGCAGAUGGUUUGGAAGGAGAAAUCUGACUGGGAUGCGCAAAUCUCAGCGGCUCUACUACAACAGUGGAAGUUAUUUCUAAGUGCACUAGAGGAUGUGAGUCAGUUGAGGAUUCCCAGAAGAGUGGUAGCGGCUAAUGUUAGUGCACAUGAACUUCACGGUUUUGCGGAUGCCUCCGGAGUAGCUUACGGAGCCUGCGUGUACAUCCGGUCGUUAGGUAAAGGAUCUGCAAGUAUGAAGUUGAUUGCAUCAAAGUCAAGGAUUGCACCUAUUACACCGCUGAGUAUUCCGAGGAAGGAAUUACUGGCAGCACUUCUGCUUCAUCGUUUGGUUAUGAAAGUUCUCUCAGUAAUCAAUCUGGACUUUAAGGAGAUGACGCUGUGGUCAGAUAACCAACCUGUAUUGGCUUGGUUGAAGCAUCCGCCAGAACAGCUGGAGCUGUUCGUUCGCAAUAGAGUAUGCGAGAUAGUUUCAACGGGCGAUCGUUUUGCAUGGAAAUACGUUAGAUCCAAGGAUAACCCAGCCGACGUAGUUUCUCGGGGUCAAGCAGCUAACAAGCUUGCCACAAACGACAUCUAUUGGAAUGGUCCUACUUUUUUAAGAAAUGAAGCGUACCGUAUGGAGACUCCGCCACCGUUGGCAAUUGAAGAAAUUCCCGAGUUGAAGCCUAUCGUCAGAGUUCAUAUAGUGACUAGAUAUGAAGAGUUGCCAGUGUUCAUCAGAUUUGAGUCGUUUCGGAAAUUGCAACGUGUAGUGGCAUAUGUGUUGCGUUUUUGUCGAAAUGCCAGAAUUAGAGAGGAAAGCCGCAACAUGGAGCGAUUUCCCACAAUCAGCGAGCUUCGGCAGGCAAUGAAGGUCAUCGUUAGAGUGAUUCAAAACCAAGGUCUGGCAGAGGAAGUCCAGCGCGUAUCAUCCAGCGAGCCCUGCAAGAAAAUCAAAAAUCUUAGUCCGUUCCUAGAUGAGGGCAUACUACGAGUUGGUGGCAGAUUACGCAACACAAGUUUAACGUACGAUGUAAAGCAUCAGUGGAUAUUACCGCAUAAGCAUCCGGUAGUAAGAAGCCUCAUCGCGGCCAUUCAUCGUGAGAAUCUCCAUGUUGGACCCUCCGGCGUAAUGGCUAUUGUUCGGCAGCAGUUUUGGGUCACCAACUGUCGAAAUACAGUACGCAGUGUAACCAGAAGUUGUGUACAGUGUUUUAAGCAAAAUCCAAGGCUAGCAGAGCAGUUUAUGGGAGACUUACCAAAAGGUCGCGUUGAGCGAGUACCAGCGUUCUUUAAGGUCGGGGUUGACUUUGCGGGACCAAUCUCCAUACGUCAAGGAAUUCGCAAGGCCAUACCAGCGAAGGGGUAUAUUUGUGUCUUCGUUUGCUUAGUAACAAAGGCCAUACACCUAGAAGCAGUUGAAAAUUUGUUCACUGCGGCAUUUCUUGCAGCACUGCAGCGUUUCGUAGCCCGACGAGGUGUUCCAGCGGAAAUUUGGAGUGACAAUGGAACAAACUUCGUUGGCACACGAAACGAGUUGAAGGAGUUGCGUAAGCUAUUCGAACGCGAAGUGACGGAGAAGAAAGUCUUUGAAUUUUGUCAAACAACACAAAUCAUAUGGAGGAAUAUCCCGCCUAGUGCUCCUCAUUUUGGUGGGUUAUGGGAAGCAGGCGUAAAGAGCGUAAAAUCUGUGCUGAAUAAAAUAUUGAAGCAAGCGACACUAAAUAUUAUAGAGUUUGCCACGCUCCUUUGCCAAAUUGAAGCGAUCCUCAACUCCAGGCCACUGUUCGCGCAUUCUGAUGAUCCAGCAGAUGAAGAGGUUCUUACACCUGGACACUUUCUGGUUGAUCGUCCUCUGACGGCCAUUCCAGAGCCUUCGUGCGAGGAAAUACCUGUGAACAGGCGCUCACGAUGGCAGCAUAUCCAAGUACUUCGCGAACACUUUUGGAAGCGUUGGUCCAAAGAGUACAUUGUGGAGCUGCAAGGUAGAACUAAAUGGACACACAGGCACACCAAUGUAAAACCGGGUAUGAUGGUAAUCAUAAAGGAGGACAACUUACCGCCUCAAGUUUGGCGUUUAGGCAAAAUUGAGAAAAUCUAUGCCGGAGACGACAAGUUGGUUCGGGUAGUUGACGUGCGCACCAGAGGAGGAAUCCUGCAGCGACCAAUCCAUAAAUUGGGUUUGCUUCCAAUUCCAGACAACGAAGCUUGA